Molecule: messenger RNA, 1032 nt
Organism: Geosmithia morbida
Lineage: Eukaryota; Fungi; Ascomycota; Sordariomycetes; Hypocreales; Bionectriaceae
Product: STYKc
Exons: 3
Coding region: 1-1032 (343 amino acids)
Biological process (GO): protein phosphorylation
Cellular component (GO): cytoplasm; nucleus
Molecular function (GO): cyclin-dependent protein serine/threonine kinase activity; ATP binding
Source: RefSeq, a predicted model, not a curated record
AUGCCCUCGGCCGUCUCCAUUGAACAAGAAACCUACCACUCAUCCUCCUCCAAGCAAGAAUACCUAGACGCCUGCCAAGCACAGGCACCGUCAACACGGACGCGAGAAGCUCCCGUCUCAGCCGGCCAUCAUGACCCCGACGUCCCGGGCAUCCCCAUCGGCCCCCACCCCAACUGCCACCCCAUAGCAUCGGGCAUAACAUCUCAAGUAUACCGGGCCGGCAGCACAGCCCUGAAAGUCAUCGUUGCCCAUACCGAGCCUCACAACCCUCAGCGCGAGGUCCGCAUCCUCGAGUCCCUCCGGGGGACGAGGUCCAUCAUACAGCUCCUAGACGCCUUUCGCGACGCAGAGUCGCAGCUCGUCUUGGCCUUCCCCUACAUGCCCCUGACCCUAGCCGACGUGAUUGCCCGGGGAACGCCGGCACGCCCCCAGGUCGUCUCCAUCGUGGCCGACGUGCUGCGCGCUCUGUCCCACAUCCACUCUCUGGGAAUCAUCCACCGCGACGUCAAGCCUUCGGCCGUGCUGCUCGAGUCCCCCUCCGGCCCGGCUCAUCUGUCUGAUUUCGGAACAGCCUGGCACCCAGAGUACUCGUCUGCCAAGGAGCCUGCCUCCGCCAAGAUCCUCGACAUAGGCACCGGCCCUUAUCGUGCCCCCGAGGUCCUCUUCGGCCACGGCGCCUACGGUGCCCCAGUGGAUAUGUGGGCUGUUGGCGUCGUGCUGUCCGAGAUGGUACGCACCCCUGCUGAGCCUAUAUUCGAGUCGCGUCCGGCCCAUGAGGAUGGCAGCCAGCUCGGGCUGAUACUCAGCAUCUUCAAGACGCUGGGCACGCCUACGCCGGAGACGUGGCCUGAGGCACAGAACUUCAAGGUCACACCGUUUGAGCUUUGGACGGUGUUUCCUGCCAGGCCGUGGGAUGAGCUACUCCCUGGUGUUGGUGCCGACUGGAGAGAUCUGAUUGCUGGCCUUCUGCGUUUUGAUGCUAAGAGGAUGACGGCUGACGCUGCAUUGCAGUCUAGUUGCUUUUUUGAAUGA